CAUAAUAUCCACUAUAUCCGACCAAUUGAAGUACCCGGCUACACUGACACGAGCCGAGGGAGGCCCACCACUUUGAUCAGACGGAAAAGUAAAAAGCUAAACAUUUUUACCCGCCUUGGACCAGCUCGAAAUCACGACCACAACAAAGAGUUUUGAGCAGAAAGUGCGACACCGUUUGUUUUUUCUUUGAGAAUGUGGCGAUAAACCUGAGGUUAGAGAGAAGAAGAAAAAAAAGGCGGAUUGCGGCUCAUUGAACGAUCAACAAGUUGAAGUGUGUUUGAUGGAGAGAACUACAUGAAAUCCCCUCCGCCACAACAGGAACAGAGGACGAGCAGCAGCAGUAGAGAGGAGACAUUUUAAGACGACGGUACCCGCAUACAGCGAAGUGAAGAGAGAUGUUGUCUCAGCUGAGAGAGCAGAUAUGGGCCGAUUGGAUUUGGUUUCCAGAAGGCCACGGCUGGGCCGACCUGAAGGACCACGAUGGUCAUGUUUUCCCUAAAACAGGGGACCUCUGGGCUACUAUACCCAUCGCUUUCUGCUUCCUGAUCUGCAGACAGAUAUUCGAGAGGACAGUAGCGACUCCUCUUGCCUCCCUGUUGGGAGUGAGUGACAAGCAGCGUGUUCGUGCUCCUCCAAAUCCCGUCCUGGAGUCCUAUUUCUGCAGCACAUCAAAGCAUCCCACACAGAGCUCCAUAGAGAGUUUAAGUAAACAGGCGGGCUGUUCAGUGCGACAGGUCCAGAGGUGGUUCAGGCGGCGGAGGAACCAGGACCGGCCAAGCAAGCUCAAAAAAUUUCGGGAAGCAAGUUGGAGAUUUACCUUUUACCUUCUUGCUUUCUUUGCUGGCCUGGCAGUCCUUAUUGACAAACCAUGGCUGUAUGAUAUGAAGCAGAUGUGGGAUGGCUUCCCGAAAAUGCCACUGUUGCCUUCACAGUACUGGUACUACAUGAUCGAGCUAGGCUUCUAUCUCUCGCUGCUUUUUAGCGUAGCAUCGGAUGUCAAACGUAAGGAUUUCAAAGAGCAGAUAAUUCACCAUGUAGCCACCAUCGCCCUCAUCAGUUUCUCCUGGCUGGUCAACUACAUCCGGGCAGGGACUUUGAUCAUGUUAGUGCAUGACGCCUCUGACUAUUUAAUGGAGUCAGCCAAAAUGUUCAACUACGCAGGUUGGAGGAAAACUUGCAACUUCAUCUUCACAGUGUUCGCUGCAGUUUUCAUCAUCACCCGCCUCAUAAUCCUCCCCUUCUGGAUCAUAUACACGACGUGGGUGUACCCCCUGACCCUCUACCCCCCCUUCCUUGGCUUCUACUUCUUCAACGGGCUAAUGUUUGUGCUACAGACUCUGCACAUCUUCUGGGCUGCGCUCAUCUUGCGCAUGGUCGUCAAAUUCCUGCCAGGCAAUGAUAUCGUAGAGGACGAGCGCAGUGAUAAAGAGGAGACAGAGUCAGAAGAGGAAGACGACGAGCAGAGAGAAAAGUUUAGGAACGGCCACGUGCAGAACGGCCACACUGUCUUCAACAACAACCACAGUAAGAAGGACUGAUCGGACUGAGAGAUGAGGAUGUGUGAGGAGUGACGAUGGGCCCUCACAUGUGGCCCUUACCCGAAAAGCCAAAGAACGGGAGCGUGGCAUGUCUAAAGGGGCAACAGGCGGCAGUACACACACACACACACACACACCGACACACACACACACACACACCGACACACUAACACACACACACACACAUCUUUACCCUCCUUCCUGAAACCC
Molecule: messenger RNA, 1748 nt
Organism: Epinephelus moara (kelp grouper)
Lineage: Eukaryota; Metazoa; Chordata; Actinopteri; Perciformes; Serranidae
Gene: cers2a
Product: ceramide synthase 2a
Exons: 11
Coding region: 396-1538 (380 amino acids)
Biological process (GO): ceramide biosynthetic process
Cellular component (GO): membrane
Molecular function (GO): sphingosine N-acyltransferase activity; DNA binding
Source: RefSeq, a predicted model, not a curated record